Carcharodon carcharias (great white shark) is the source of this 3246-nucleotide messenger RNA. RefSeq names its product ALG12 alpha-1,6-mannosyltransferase (gene alg12). The coding region runs from base 308 to 1795 and encodes 495 amino acids. Gene Ontology annotation, biological process: protein N-linked glycosylation. NCBI's taxonomy places the organism in Eukaryota, Metazoa, Chordata, Chondrichthyes, Lamniformes, Lamnidae. Gene Ontology annotation, molecular function: alpha-1,6-mannosyltransferase activity. The transcript is spliced from 9 exons. The record is from RefSeq and is a predicted model, not a curated record. Gene Ontology annotation, cellular component: endoplasmic reticulum membrane.
UUUAUUGCUUUGUGCAGCUUCCUGCUUGAACCUCAUCUCCUCCUCAGGGUGUAAUGUGGGAUAUCAAGACACGAAGUGGCUCUGCAAUAAACACAUAGACCAAAUGCGAUACAGUAUUCCUUAUGAAAUAUCUGCUGACUGCAGACGGUUUAAGGCAGCCAUUCCAACUGUGUUCCGGUUAUAGAGUGUACCUGGCGCUGGUGCUAAUUUUGCGUUAGCAUUGCUGUCCCAGCACUUUAGCCGCCUCCGGUAUACCGUGAGCGUGCUCCCUCGCUUCUCACCCUCCGUUCUUUUAUGUGGGUGCAACAUGGCUGAGAGGAGCCGGCAUGUGCAGAGCGAAAUGUUGCUCCUGGUACUUCUGGUUCUGCUCGCUUCCCUUCACCUCCUGACCUGUCCCUUCACUAAAGUGGAGGAAAGUUUUAACCUGCAAGCGGCGCAUGACCUGCUGUACCACCGCCUACACCUGGACAAGUACGAUCAUCACGAGUUUCCUGGUGUUGUGCCAAGGACCUUCGUCGGGCCACUUUUUCUUUCAUUGCUCGCUGCUCCAGCAGCUUCCAUCGUUUCAGCUCUAGACGUCUCCAAGUUUUACUCACAACUUCUAGUUCGAGGAUGCCUGGGUCUGUGUGUAAUUUAUGCACUGUGGAAACUUCAGAAAGAAGUUAGGAAGCAAUUUGGCUCAACAGUAGCUUCUUUUUACUGUUGGAUCUCAGCAACCCAGUUUCAUCUUCUCUUCUAUUGCUCAAGAACUCUCCCAAAUAUACUUGCAUUUCCUAUUGUUAUCAUGGCGUUUACUGCCUGGAUGCAACGGAACCAUGGCACAUUUAUCUGGCUUUCUGCUUUAUCUAUCAUUGUGUUUCGAUCCGAGCUUUGCAUAUUCCUGGGCCUCAUGCUGCUGCUAUCAUUAGUGAACUAUCGUAUUUCUAUUUUCGAAAGUCUGUGCCAUGCAGUGCCAGCUGGAUUGGUGUGGUUGGGUCUAACUGUGUGUGUGGAUUCUAUAUUUUGGCGACGCAUCCUAUGGCCUGAGGGAGAAGUACUUUGGUACAACACAGUCUUGAACAAGAGCUCCAAAUGGGGAACAUCACCCUUCUUCUGGUAUUUUUACUCGGUGCUGCCUCGUGCACUUGGUUGCAGUUUAAUUUUUCUGCCUCUUGGGACCAGGGACCGGCGGAGUUGGAGGUUACUCUUCCCAACAUUUGGUUUCAUCUUUAUAUAUUCAUUCUUACCUCACAAGGAGUUGCGCUUCAUAAUCUACACUUUUCCUGUCUUGAAUGUUGUUGCAGCAAUAGGAUGCUCAUCUGUAAUGAUCAAUUACCACAAAUCCUUUCUGUAUAAGUUAGGAUCCUUAGUUGUGAUUACACAUUUACUGGCAAAUGCCUGCUACACUGGGAUGCUACUGUAUGUAUCCCACUACAACUACCCUGGUGGAGUCGCUAUGCAAAAGCUACAUGAGACUGUCUCUCCAACAACAGCUGUUUCAGUGCACAUUGAUGUUGCUUCUGCACAGACUGGUGUUACCCGAUUCCUUGAACUCAAUCCAAGUUGGAGGUAUGACAAGAGGGAAGAUCUUAAACCAGAUGUUGGAAGUACUGCACAUACACACUACCUGAUGGAAAUGAAUCCAGUAUAUAUAUUGCAGUAUAGAAACACCCAUAGGAUAAUGUUUAAUAUUUCUGGUUUUAGUGGAAUUGGGUUUAACAUAUCUCAACUCCCUCCAUUUUAUAUUAAAACUGAGACAAAAUUAGUAGUAUUAGAAAAAAUAUACACACACAAUGAAAAUAUGAGAAAAGGAUAAAAAUUAUUCAGCCCAUUCCACUAUUCUGUUCAAUAUUUAAGACUCCCAGACAUCUUGCUAGUUCCCAUUUAUUCAACAAUCUGUUUUAUUCAUGCUCGAUCAAAAUCUUAAUUGUGCUAAAUGGGUACCAAUGGAAUAAAAUAACUAUGUGAGGAUUUUGCUCUUUAACUUGUGUCAAGCUAGAACACAUGAAAUAGUCUAAUUUGCUCAUUUACUUCUGGUUUUACUCAGAAUUUCUACACCUACCCAGUUUCCUUCCUGAUUUUAAAACCCGAAUCACAUCCUUCCUUGUCAGUUUUACAAUAAACAGCAUGUGAUAAGAAAUCUACGUUUUCCAGCCCAUAAUUUUCUAACCAUUGAAGUAAAUAGGCAGAAAAUGACACGAUGAGUACAGGAGUAGAAUUUUAAUCUCUAUGUCUUUCAGAAUGUCAGCAUUUACUGCACAGCAUAACGUCAUGAUAGUUAUGCAUUGCUGUUGUACAAAUUUUGUACAUAAGACAGCUGAUUUGUUUACCUACCGAAUCACACUUCUGAUGUAUUGGAUGAAUUUGAAACGAUACAACUUUCAGUGUAGCUGAAGUUAACAGGAACUUUUAACGUUGUUUUGGAGUUAUAGGAUUAAAUAGAUUGGAGUAAAUUGAUUCUCUGACUUAUUGGUAAAGAUGGUCAAAUCUUGCACUGAAACUAGAACCUAACGUAGCAUAGACCUGGCCUGCAAAUGCAGGUCUCAACUUCUGUCAACUCAUUCCAAUUUGAGGUUAUAUAUUUCUUACUCAUUGCCUUGUCCUGUUUGAAUUUUGAAAGUAUGGAGUUUGAGAAGAGCUUGUUACUUCAGUGGUGGAUAAAUUCUAAAUCAAAAUAAUGUUAUCCUCAGUAGCUUAUAUAAACGGAAACAUGGGUUUCAACUUCAUAAGUAACCCUCGAAACACCAUCCCAUGCACCUCAGACAUGUACCAAUAAAUGUAACAAUUCGCUACAUACAUUUGAGACAGUAAGCUUCUGUCACAGGAACAAAAAGCAAGUUACUUUGACAAUCUGCAUAUGUAAAGUUUUUUUUUUAAGAGUCACUUGGAUGGAAAUCAAUCAUUGCUAUAGUCACUGUACAUAAUCUCUCAGAAAAUCACGGGAAAAUAGUUAUCAGGGUCCAAGUUUUAAAAGGCUUUUCUAUUUGUUUUUUACUGUUGCAAAGCAGACUUGGUCCUUUUUCAAGAAAACUAAAUCUCCUGGAGAGAGCACGUUAUUAUCUACUGUUCAUCUAAUAUGGCAUCCACAUAAAUUGAUAUUUUCACAAUGAUAAAUUUGCAGUAAUUAUGUGUCAGCUGAUUUCAGUGCCUGUAUUUAUUUUAAACAGAGACUUUCAUUUGAACAUCUCUGUAACGGAAUACAAUGCCAAUAUUUACAAGUGGGAUCUUUCCUAGUGCAACAAGAUUAUUAAAGUUGACUUAUUUUUA